AUGACACCGAAGAACUUACUGUCAGCCACAUCUCGCGUUCUGGAAUUAUGUCAGACACCUUUUAAUGCGCAGAUCAACUUUAUUACAGCGAAUCGCGUCGUGGCGGUCCUUGAGAAGGCAGUGCAACGGCUGCAGCUACUAGCUCUAUUGGAUGAGAGCGCACCGGGUGGCGACGUCCCGAUCAACAAGCACGAAGCCGAUUCACUCAGUGGCGUUGGCGCUGAUCAAGAAACAGCGGUGCCAAAUGGGACUUCCAAGAUUUCGAUCUAUUCACAUAGCGGCGGUGUCGAAAGUAUGACUGCGCUGCGUGGGGCGGCGCUUUUCACACGGAGUGGCCAGCAGAUCGAUGGUGCCGCUGCGAUGCACUCGACAUAUUCUGCGGUGUCCGCCGCACUUGCUGAGUCAGCUAAGGACACCUACCGCGGUCGCCCAACCGUUGCUGAGCUUCUGAAGGAGCAACAGCAGCUUGAGGUACGCUAUGAGGGAUUUCUUCGUGCCUCUCGGCUCAUGACUCCAUCUACUGAGGCUAGCCUGAGAACAAAGCAGAUAUUUGGUCGCACAGGUGAAUUCGAACGAGAUGAACUACAGCAUGAGCUCAUGCGUGUUUCGGCAAAGCUGCGCGAGCAUCGCCGAGUCCUUUGUACUCAACUCAAGGACAACCCCAACGACGUCGAUAACUGGCGUAAGAUCUCCAAUGAACGAGAGGAACUGAUCACGCUGUUGAAGGACACAAUCACAGAGCUUACGACUGGGUACCAAGAAUCAACGCGCUAUUCUUCUCAACGCGGGGGCAUUCAUCAAACAGGGUUAGGGAUGGGUACUUUUUCCAAUUCAUGUCAGCAGUUGCCAAGUUUAUGUCGAUCUAUGAGUGGGACCUCGAUGCGUUCGUUCGGAAACAUUCAAGGGGCGCUUAAAGAUGACCUUUCAGAAGCACCUCCUUCCCGUCUUUCACAUACAAACACGCUGCACUCAACACUCUCCAAACGCUUCGGAAGCACAAUGCAGAUGCGGCGUGCUGUGAAAAAUGUUCCCAAUCAGCCCCGUAUCCCACUCACCUCGUCCUUUCUAGGCUUCACACAAAAGGUACUCCAGGAACAGGCUGCGCAGCGCUGGGCUGAUGCGCUAGUUCGCAAGCAAAAGGAGCUUAACCAAAAUGUGAAACAGCUACAGCAGAACAUGGCACAAGAGCGUAGUCUCAAGGAGUGUGAGCUGACUGAACGGCGCGCUAAGAUAUCAGAGCUGCGUCUCGAGCUGCGUGAGAAGAAGCGUGCUCUAGAGGAACGCACGUUAGAGGCAAAGGCAGCAAUGGAGGCUGCUACAGAGGGCCAAAAACGCAGAGCAGAGGAGGAGCAGCGAGGGGUGACUAAGAAUAUGAAAACCAACCAAAAACUCCUCCAAGUGGAAAGUGACACACAUAAAAUGUACGUUGAGUUUCUUCACAACCGAAUCCAAGAACUGGAUGCGAUGGGUGUGGAUUGGAGUCGCAAGAAUCAAACCAAACUCAAGUGGGUAGAGGAACUGAAGCUCGACGCGGAGCAAACGCGCCAGCAGUGCUCGGAGCGACUACGCGACUGCGAGGCAGAAAUGGAAGUGCAACUCACCCUUCAGACACAGCGCGAGGAGAAGCACCAGAAAGAAGUAGCAGCUACUGUCGCGGAAGAGCAGAAACGAGGCGCAGCGUACGAGGCAGCGUCCAAGCUUCAAUCAGCCAUUCGCGCCAUGUUUACGCGACUAGCAUUGAAAAAGCUGAAGAAGGGCGGAAAGAAAAAAAAGAAAAAAAACUAG
Molecule: messenger RNA, 1785 nt
Organism: Phytomonas sp. EM1
Lineage: Eukaryota; Euglenozoa; Kinetoplastea; Trypanosomatida; Trypanosomatidae
Source: the annotation of a GenBank genome assembly